Molecule: messenger RNA, 1380 nt
Organism: Polyodon spathula (Mississippi paddlefish)
Lineage: Eukaryota; Metazoa; Chordata; Actinopteri; Acipenseriformes; Polyodontidae
Exons: 8
Coding region: 658-1380 (240 amino acids)
Source: RefSeq, a predicted model, not a curated record
ACAGAUCAUUCUGCAGCAUCUCCGUCAUGUCAGUUGUCAAUCAGCACGAUUAAAAAGUCACCGCGCCUGCUCUAAUCUAAUAAGUUUUAUCCAAAUAUAAGUGAUCUGUUUCUUUUGAUGCUCAGUAUAUAACAAUCUGGAUCCAAACUUCCCGUUUCAAAAGGAAUUCAUUCCAUUCCCCUCCCAAAAAACGUCUCAAAUGUUGUCUCGUUUCUCCGCUCGGGAAGGGGAGAUAGUUGCUCAAACUUUACUCACACCACUCGCUCGCUAAAUAUCUUGGUCUCCUCUUUAAAAACAAUAUGCAAGUGGUUUUAAUGAACAGUGUGUCCUGCAAGUGCCGAGGCACCUCAGAUGUGAUGUAUGUGGCGUUUCAUUGUAAAAUUUAUCAUUUUUUUAGAGAAUGAAAAGAGGAAUACAAGAACAACUUUAAUCAGCACUUUUUAACUUUCUUUUUCUGCAUCAGAUAAUUUCUUGGGGGUAAAACAAAACAAAACAAAAAACAGGAAGUCAUUGACAUUUUAUGAAACACCAACUCUUCAAAAAUCGUUGAUAUUGAGCAGAACCAGUCAGCUCCCAGUCCCGUCUGAACCUUGCUUGAAUAUUCGCACCCUCCGCACUGACACUGCGAGAGUCUGGUUUAAUCCGGCUGGAUUCUCCAUGGCAAACCAAACCUCGGCAGAGUUCAUCCAUCCCUUCGAGGUGGGUGAGGAGAACCCAAUUUGGAGAAAGGGUAUGAUGAGUCACAUGGGGUCUAAAUACCCACGCAACAAGUCUUCCAGGCUGCUGUACAUAACGACGGGGAUCUGUGCUCUGCUGCUAUUGGCUAUCAUCAUCUCCGUGUCUGUCAUCAACAUGAACAUAGGCAGGAAGUUUGCUGCAUUGGAGGAAAAAGUGACCAACCUAAGCGCAUCAGUGUUCUUGGAAUUGCAAGGAUCGAAAGCCGUCUACAUGAACAUAGGCAGGAAGUUUGCUGCAUUGGAGGAAAAAGUGACCAACCUAAGCGCAUCAGUGUUCUCGGAAUUGCAAGGAUCGAAAGCCGUCUACAUGAACAUAGGCAGGAAGUUUGCUGCAUUGGAGGAAAAAGUGACCAACCUAAGCGCGUCAGUGUUCUCGGAAUUGCAAGGAUCGAAAGACGUCUACAUGAACAUAGGCAGGAAGUUUGCUGCAUUGGAGGAAAAAGUGACCAACCUAAGCGCGUCAGUGUUCUUCGGAAUUGCAAGGAUCGAAAGCCGUCUACAUGAACAUAGGCAGGAAGUUUGCUGCAUUGGAGGAAAAAGUGACCAACCUAAGCGCAUCAGUGUUCUCGGGAUAAGUGUGGAAUGCGACGAUUUUACUGCUGCUGCUAUUGGCUAUUAUCAUCUCCGUGUCUGUCAUCAGUGA